GCAGGCGGCAGGCAGGGGAGGGAGGGAGUGCGCGAGCCCGGGUGAAAGGUGUCGGCCGGGAAGGAAGGGAAGUUAGGACUAGCAAGAAGGUCGUUGGCUGCUCGGGGCGCCUCUUCCCUCCCCCCUUAUCCCAACCCCCCCACCCCCUUUUUCUUCAGCAGCAUCAUGGCGGAGCCCGGCGACUCUCCCGUCCAUGUCCAGCCCCAGCAAGCAGCCCCGGUGGCGACGGCGACGGCCGCGGCCACGGCAGCCCCGGUUCCGGCGGCGGCGGCGGUGGCGGCGGCUACCGGGGCGGCCUCGGCGGCCCAGGCCAUCGGCUGGCCCAUCUGCAGGGACGCGUACGAGCUGCAGGAGGUGAUCGGCAGUGGUGCUACUGCUGUGGUCCAGGCUGCGCUAUGCAAACCCCGUCAAGAGCGAGUAGCAAUAAAACGCAUCAACUUAGAAAAAUGCCAAACGAGCAUGGAUGAGCUACUAAAAGAAAUCCAAGCCAUGAGCCAGUGCAGCCAUCCCAACGUAGUGACCUAUUACACCUCUUUUGUUGUAAAAGAUGAGCUUUGGCUGGUUAUGAAAUUAUUAAGUGGAGGUUCAAUGCUGGAUAUCAUAAAAUAUAUUGUCAAUCGAGGAGAGCACAAGAAUGGAGUCCUGGAAGAAUCAAUAAUAGCUACAAUUCUUAAAGAAGUUUUGGAAGGCUUAGAUUAUCUCCAUAGAAAUGGUCAAAUUCACAGGGAUUUGAAGGCUGGUAAUAUUCUUUUGGGAGAAGACGGUUCAGUACAAAUAGCAGAUUUUGGUGUUAGCGCCUUCUUGGCAACAGGAGGUGAUGUUACCCGCAAUAAAGUAAGGAAAACAUUUGUUGGCACCCCUUGUUGGAUGGCACCUGAAGUCAUGGAACAGGUGAGAGGCUAUGACUUCAAGGCUGAUAUGUGGAGUUUUGGAAUAACGGCCAUUGAAUUGGCAACAGGAGCUGCACCUUAUCACAAAUAUCCUCCUAUGAAAGUGUUAAUGUUGACAUUGCAAAAUGAUCCUCCCACUUUAGAAACUGGAGUAGAAGACAAAGAAAUGAUGAAAAAAUAUGGCAAGUCCUUUAGAAAAUUACUUUCACUAUGUCUUCAGAAGGAUCCUUCUAAAAGGCCCACAGCAGCAGAACUUUUAAAAUGCAAAUUCUUCCAGAAAGCCAAGAAUAGAGACUAUCUGAUUGAAAAGCUGCUCACGAGGACACCGGAUAUAGCACAGAGAGCCAAAAAGGCUGAGCAGAAUCCUGGGAAAACAAGCAUGAUGUCAGGUUCUGAAAAAGAGCAAGAUGGCAACCGAAGGGUUAGAAGGGUUCCCGGAUCCAGUGGUCAUCUUCACAAGACAGAAGACGGAGACUGGGAGUGGAGUGAUGAUGAAAUGGAUGAAAAGAGUGAAGAAGGAAAAGCAGCAUUUUCUCAGGAAAAGUCACGAAGAGUAAAAGAAGAAAAUCCAGAGAUCACGGUGAAUGCCAGCAGUAUACCUGAGCAGAUAAAGUCACUCUCUAUACAGGACUCUCAGGGUCAGCCUAAUAUUAAUGAAGAAUUUACAGAAACUUCUUGUGCUGUGAAUCUUGUUUUAAGAUUAAGGAACUCCAGAAAGGAACUUAAUGACAUACGAUUUGAGUUUACUCCAGGAAGAGACACGGCAGAUGGCGUUUCUCAGGAGCUGUUCUCUGCAGGCCUGGUUGAUGGUCAUGAUGUAGUUAUAGUUGCUGCGAAUUUGCAGAAGAUUGUAGAUGACCCCAAAGCAUUAAAAACAUUGACAUUUAAGCUGGCUUCUGGCUGCGAUGGGACGGAGAUCCCUGAUGAGGUAAAGCUGAUUGGCUUUGCUCAGUUGAGUGUCAGCUGAUGCCUGUGGCUGGAUAUCAUCCUCAGCCCCCCAUCCCAUCUUCAUCCUCAGCAAAAUCAGAAGAUUGUGAAGAGACCUGCUUAGAUGAGAAGGGGGAAAAGAAUUAAACACAACAACCCCGCCAUCACCAUCACCACCACCACCCCACCUCCACUCACCGAGUUCUUCAUCAUGCUCCAGCAAUUCACAUCAGAAUCAACAAACCCCACAGCUGCACAAUUGCUGCUAAUUUGUCCAAAAGCUAUUCAUUGUUCUGAGCAACCAAUUUGGAUCUCCCCAACUGAAACCAAUCUGGAAAUGCACUCAGGUGGCCCUAUUUAUUGGUAAUAAAAGGAAUUUUCUAUCAGAAAUGUAUUUCUUCUUUCAUUGUAAAAUUUCUGUGAUAAUACUUUAAUUGUACGUCUGACAAUACUGCCUCUUUUAUGUUGUAUUUAGAAAUUAAUAUACUUAUAAAAAUUAAGAUUUAUUAGCCAAACUUGAAUUCUAGUUUUAAAACUGACUGUGAAUUUUAUUUUUCAUAUAUUUAUGCUUUACACAUCUUACCUAUAAGGAAAACAGUGGUUUGAUUAUGUGCAGUAGCAGUUAAUCUCCUGUUAUUUAAAGAAAAAAAGUGUCAGGUAUAUCUUUGGAGUAUUUGUAACUUCUAGUUUUUGAAAUGACCUAAUUAGGAAUUAGGGAGCGUAUUAUGUUGGUUUGUUUGUCUAUAAACCAAUCCACAAUCUGAUUGUCUCUAGGGAGUGGGAGGUGCCUUGAAGACAUUAAUAUUAAGAAUGUGCCUGAGGCUGCUUUCUUCUAGAAUAGUCUCAGUUCUAGGAGUUUCAUAUGCAUCCAGUCAAAUAUAUAUGUUUGGCUUAAGUUUUGCUUUCCUGGGUCUUCUAUGAGCUAGAAUACCGUAUGAUGUUACCAUCAAGUUAGACCGCUCACUAACUCUGCCUAUCUGUGAUUUGCGUUCUUAAGUGAUAGGGCUUGUUUCUGUAAAGAUUAAAAACUUGAAAAACAAAA
Molecule: messenger RNA, 2859 nt
Organism: Phascolarctos cinereus (koala)
Lineage: Eukaryota; Metazoa; Chordata; Mammalia; Diprotodontia; Phascolarctidae
Source: RefSeq, a predicted model, not a curated record